AUGGAAAGAUGUUUUACAAUAACCGUAUGUGGAGCAAGUCGAGUAGGAAAAAGUACAUUAAUCAAUGCAAUCGUUGGUAAAGAAGUGGCACAAACCAGUGAUAGUUUGAAUUCAAACACGACAACACUCAAAGAAUACGUUAUAGAAAAACAAAGAGAUGAAAAUGAUCCUCGUUCGAAUUAUACAUUGAAAUUUUGGGAUACACCAGGAAUUGAAUCAUGGACAGAAGAAGGUGUUCAAGAGUAUUUUGCGGCAUUGAUGCAAAGAACAAUGCCAGUUUGUAUUAUCUAUUGUAUUUCACCUUCAUCGUUUGCUGAUUUGGGACGAGUCAAAUGGUUUGUCGAACAAUGUAUGACAAGAAAUAUAUUCGUUGCAUUGGUUUGUACGAAUAUGUAUUCGGGAAAUCGACGUUCACAGAUUAUGGAACAAUUUACUAAAUUGUUAAUCAGUAUUAAUCCAAAUUUUGUACGAUGGAAACAAGAAAAUAUUGAAUAUUUCGAAAACAAAGCUUUAUGUACAAUGGUAAAUAGUAAACAAUACAUUGAUGAAGAUUUCGGAAUUAGUAAAGAUCCAUCAGGCGUUAAUGAACUGAUUGUUGGAAUUGCACAAUGUUUAAGUGGUGAACAACAAUUGUUUUGGCUCCAAGCAGUUGCAGGAAAUCAAAACUUUUGGUCAAGAAUGGGUUCAUAUGUCAAUUCAGCUUUUCGAAUACCUUCCGACACUUUAUCGAGUGUUACUAAUCGAGCAUCAACUGUUGCCAGAUACUUUCUCUCAUGGUGUCCAUCAACAAAUAGUGUAGUUGAAAAUGAAUCUCGAUCGAAUCGCAAGAGGAAAUUGUAG
Messenger RNA from Adineta ricciae, 840 nucleotides. The record is from the annotation of a GenBank genome assembly. NCBI's taxonomy places the organism in Eukaryota, Metazoa, Rotifera, Eurotatoria, Adinetida, Adinetidae.